Molecule: messenger RNA, 815 nt
Organism: Cyphomyrmex costatus
Lineage: Eukaryota; Metazoa; Arthropoda; Insecta; Hymenoptera; Formicidae
Exons: 3
Coding region: 168-674 (168 amino acids)
Source: RefSeq, a predicted model, not a curated record
UUGCUCUGUGGCUGAACAGCAUCAGGUAUCAUCUAGUUGAUUUUUCGCAAUUGCUGCGUAAGGCCUGCGUGUGAAUCGCGCGAAAGCAAUCUCGAAGAUGUAAGUCGCCCACUUGUCAGAUCGUCGUUACGAUUAGUUAUUUAGUCUUGCGACGAGACCCCUCCGAGAUGAACGUGAAUGUGCACGUCCCUAUCACGUGCUUCCUGCUUAUCAUACUGAUAGCUCUUACGAACGGGCAGCUAAUGUCAAAAGAACAUCGUACCCACGCGGCUUCUGAAAGGGCCAACGACUUAUGGUGUUAUCAGUGCUUCACUAUGGAUCACGGUGAGAAAUGUAUCACUGGCAAUGGUGGCAAUUUCAGUGACUACGAGCACAAAUGCACGGACGACAGAAGAAUCUGCAUGGUAAAACGAUUUUCCUACACCACCAGUACCGAGAAUUCGACUUCCAGUCCGAAAACGUGGUCCCUCCAGAGAAAUUGCACAAACAAAUGUGAACCUGGGUGCAUCGUUAUCGGCGAACGCACCAAGCUCUACGCCUGUACCGCUUGUUGCGAGACUAAUUUGUGCAACAACGGCACCGGCACCGCCAACGACCUAACGAUUAAAGAAAUCGAUCUCCUGCUAGCCCUCAUGCUCCAAGCUAUUUUGACUGUUAUUAUGUAUCCGUCCUGACAGUGUUAAUAAAGCUUCUAAUUACAAUAAUCACAAUACAACCCCAUAGUCCACGGGUGUUGGCGUACGGUGACGCUUUGCUUUAUCAGAGUCCUUCGAAAGAUACAAUAUAUCCCGUAAAAAUCUUAUGGGCUUUCUACA